GCUGUCUGCUGCCUGCAUUCAGUCCUAUGCCGACAGUGGUGGCGUUCACACAAGUCAACGUGGUAGCGAUGAAGACAGUUUUGGCCCUUGUUCUGCUGCUGAGUCCAGUCCUGGCGGCUGGCCUGCGGGAUAAUUACUGCGAAAGGAAUGAGACCGUUCGUACUUCUGUGCCCGUGACCAAGCAGCGGACCAUUGUGAAGCCCCAGUCCAAGUGGAAGAUAUGGAAGAAGACCGAGAAGACGACGGAGAUCUACGAUUCGGUGGAGGUUCAGGAGACCCAACGGCUGGUCAGGGAGUGCUGUCCCGGCUACUUGCCGGUGGAGUCGGGCCUGUGCGAACCAAUCUGCAGUCGUGCCUGCCCCGCGCACGCUAGCUGUGCCGCCCCCGAUCGCUGUGAGUGCAUCGCUGGCUACGUCUCGGCCAGGAACCACCAGGAUGGUGGGCACUACUGCGAACCCAUCUGUGAGGCGCCCUGUCACCCGGGCGCCCAGUGUGUGGCCCCCAAUACCUGUGCCUGCCGCGAAGGCUACACCCAGCUGCAGCCAGCCGGGGACGGUGUUAGCGGCGACUGCGUGCCCACCUGCAAGGUGGGAGGGUCUUGUGAGAACGGCAAGUGUGUUGGCGUGGAGCGCUGCCAAUGCAACGCAGGAUAUCGCUGGGAUAAGGCAGAGGAGCGCUGUGCUGUAGUGAGCGCGGAAUCCAUCUCGGAGAAGGACUCGGAGGAGAGUACAGAGGCCCCAAGUACCACUUCCACGGCGGCCUUCACCGCCCUAGAGUGUCCCGAGGACUUUGUGUUAUUCCAAGGAGAAUGCCGGGAGAAGCAGUUCGAGAGCAACGAGGCCUCCUGCUUGACGACCGGCUGCGGUCCACACCAAACCUGCCUGGAGUCCGGCAUCUGCAACUGCUCAAGAGGAUACGUCCCGGACGAGACCACCGUGGAGGGUGGGUCGCUCAGCUGCCAGCGCACCUUGUUCGACCAAAUACUGGGCUUGAACCAGGCCACCGACGACGAGGAUGAGCUGAAUCCCUGGACCAUCCCCAUCAUCGGGGUGGCCAGCGGAUCCCUCUUCGUGCUCCUGAUAGUGGGCUUCAUCGGAGGGAAGCGGUAUCGACGGGAGCGGUCAGCGGCAGCCAACAAGGAGAUGGAGUGCCAGUAUUCCCAGAAAACCGUCGACGUGGACGAGUGGGUGCCAUAAGGUGGCCCCCAAGAGGUGGUUCCCUCUACCUUUGGGCUGUGUUAGAUCAUCUUGGAUUGUUAGUUUUAAAGUCAUCUAUGUAUGUAUGUGUUUGAAUAAAUAAUAUAAACUUAAA
This is a messenger RNA of Drosophila kikkawai, 1311 nucleotides long. It is a transcript of the gene NimC4, whose product is annotated as Nimrod C4. Lineage: Eukaryota; Metazoa; Arthropoda; Insecta; Diptera; Drosophilidae. The record is from RefSeq and is a predicted model, not a curated record.